GUGCUUCUCAUUCACCUAUUCUAUCAGCAGCCAAGGCCCUCGGAGCGUAGCCCUCAAGAUGUCGGCCAACAAAACCUCAAGAAUAGGAGAAGAAAUAUGGAAGUCCGUCAACCCACAAAUCCCUAUAAUAGAACCGAGGAGCCAUUCGCAAUUUACUCGACUGCGUUCCGUCCUCGAACCCAAGCUAACCAGCUAUUUCAUCGCAGAACUAGAGUCGAUAAAGUGAACGCAGAGCUGGUCACAUUAACCUACGGAACCAUCGUUGCACAAUUAUGUCAGGACUACGACAGCGACUACCAGGAGGUUAAUAAGCAGUUGGAUAAGAUGGGAUACAAUAUCGGAAUGCGCCUGAUCGAAGACUUCCUGGCCAAGUCAGGUGUCGGGCGAUGCGCCAACUUUAGAGAGACAGCAGACAUGAUUGCGAAAGUUGGCUUUAAGAUCUUCCUAAACGUAACACCGACGGUCACGAAUUGGGCAAGCGACAACAACCAGUUCUCUCUUAUCUUCGAAGACAACCCCUUGGCAGACUUUGUGGAACUUCCCGAUGAUGGGCGGGCCCAAGAUGAGCUGUGGUUCUCCAAUAUUCUAUGUGGUGUCCUCCGAGGGUCACUGGAAAUGGUUCAAAUGCAGAUCGAGGCACACUUUGUUAGCGACGUGCUGCGCGGAGAUGAGACGACCGAGAUGCGGGUCUCGCUUGUACGAUACAUCGAAGAUGAGAUGCCGCCGGAAGAAGAGUGAAAAGCGAGAUCUUGUGCAUUAACACCUACAUGGGCGUUCCAGGGGUUUCUUUUCAUUGGCCAUAUUGGGGGAAUCGAUCCGAUUUCAUCGGCCCCUAUUGCUUCUAUUUCCUUGUACACCUGCAAUUAGGCUUUAUGAUGUAUCUCUGAAACACCCCGCCACGCGAUUUAUUACUAGCAUGGCAGGGGCACUUCUUCAUAAUGAAAAGGCCUAAACCUAAGAGAGGACAGGGGCUUGCGACCAGUCGAGCUAGUCGAAUGUAGUGUACAUGUAGUAGCAUGAUCUUUUGAU
Messenger RNA from Penicillium canescens, 1029 nucleotides. RefSeq names its product TRAPP complex core subunit BET3. Gene Ontology annotation, cellular component: cis-Golgi network membrane; TRAPP complex; cytosol. Gene Ontology annotation, biological process: endoplasmic reticulum to Golgi vesicle-mediated transport; intra-Golgi vesicle-mediated transport. The annotation marks the transcript as partial. NCBI's taxonomy places the organism in Eukaryota, Fungi, Ascomycota, Eurotiomycetes, Eurotiales, Aspergillaceae. The record is from RefSeq and is a predicted model, not a curated record. The transcript is spliced from 4 exons.